AUGCAUCGUCACAUCAAGGUCAGCUCACGUCUUGCACCACAGAUCUACCUAGGGCAUAUUUACUGCACUAGUAGCACCAACUCUACUUCAAAAGCGGUGGUGGUCAAGCAUUCUGGUCAAUUACAGCGAGAUAACGCGACUGGCCGCCUUCAAGGCCCGUGGAAAGAGUGGCAGGCGACGCGACAAUUGCGCAGCAUUGCUGAACGCCACCCAAACGUCGUACAAGUCUUUGACACGUUUGUGCGAAACUCGCAUGUAUUUAUUGUCAUGGAACACUGCACGCGCGGUGAUUUAUUGACUGAUCUAAUGGCUACACAGCCUGAAAGUCGCCUUGACCAACAGCACGCACUGCGUAUUGUAUCGCAUCUGGCGAGAGGCCUCCAGUUUCUACACGAGACGUGCAAUAUUGCACACCGUGACGUGUCGCUCGAGAACGUCUUUGUGACUCACGACGAGGUCUACAAGAUUGGCGACUUUGGACUCAGCACCCGAGCAGACACGAGAGCGAGUGGGUGCGUGGGCAAGACGCAGUAUGUGGCUCCAGAGGUUGUUGUGGAGACAAGCUAUGAUCCCGUGACUGCAGACGUCUGGUCGCUGGGGAUUCUACUCUUCAUGCUGCUGACUGGAGCCCCACUGCUCGAGUUUGCGUCACCUGAUAAUCCCGAGUUUGAGACGAUCAAGACCAUGGGCUGUUGCGGUGUCAUUAGGUCGUGGGGAAUGGACACUCAGCUCUCCACUUCUGUUAUGAAUUUGUUAUCCAAGAUGCUGGAAUUUGAUCCCAUAAAACGUCUGCAGAAUAUGGCGCAAGUGCUCAGUCAUCCGGCAUUGCUCGCUGCAAUUUGUCAUCAAGAAUCGUCCUCAUGA
This is a messenger RNA of Peronospora belbahrii, 864 nucleotides long. Lineage: Eukaryota; Oomycota; Peronosporomycetes; Peronosporales; Peronosporaceae. The record is from the annotation of a GenBank genome assembly.